Molecule: messenger RNA, 4538 nt
Organism: Ixodes scapularis (black-legged tick)
Lineage: Eukaryota; Metazoa; Arthropoda; Arachnida; Ixodida; Ixodidae
Product: DNA-dependent metalloprotease SPRTN
Exons: 8
Coding region: 127-1914 (595 amino acids)
Biological process (GO): DNA repair
Cellular component (GO): nucleus
Molecular function (GO): single-stranded DNA binding; metalloendopeptidase activity; polyubiquitin modification-dependent protein binding
Source: RefSeq, a predicted model, not a curated record
AGCUGAGUGCAGUCGGGCGCCUGGUAUUUUUUAAAGAGCUAAACUUUUUACAUGUUCCUGUUCAGGAAUAUAAACGCAAACUACAGCUAGGAGCAAUUGGUCUAAGCAGCGGAUAAUCGUCGCAAAAUGCAAGAUGUCGACGACGACGUCCGCAUCGCCAUGGAACUCCAGCGCGAGUUCGACGACGAACAAGCUUUCCUUGUCAGCCUUCGCGACUGGGACGUCGAAGAGACGUCGAAAACGUCCAAGCCGCCGCCGUCAGCUCCCAAGCCGUCUGUGCCACCGCCCCGGCGGAAGGUGUCGGUCGUGGACCCGUACUGGGAGCUGACGGACCCCAACCCGGACAUCCACGGCCUCUUCCUGGAGUUCAACGACGCUUACUUCUGGGGCAAGCUGCUCGGCGUCGAGGUCAAGUGGAGCUCUCGCAUGACCCUGUGUGCUGGUCUUUGCUGCUACGAAGGAAGGGGUGGCCUCUGUUCCGUGAAGCUGAGCGAGCCGUUGUUGAAACUGCGGCCACGCAAAGACCUUGUGGAGACACUUCUUCAUGAGAUGAUCCAUGCUUUCCUCUUUGUCACACAUAACAACAGGGACCAUGAUGCCCAUGGUACCGAAUUCCACAAGCACAUGCACCGCAUCAACGAACAGAGCGGCGCCAAAAUCACGGUGUACCACAGCUUCCACGACGAGGUGGCGAGCUACCGGCGUCACUGGUGGCGCUGCACGGGGCCCUGCCAGCACCGGCGGCCCUUCUGGGGCAUGGUGAAGCGUGCCAUGAACCGGGCACCCUCGGAGAGAGACCCCUGGUGGGCCGACCACCAGAGGUCGUGCGGCGGGACCUUCGUCAAGAUCCGGGAACCGGAGGGCAAGCGGAAGGACACGAGCGGGACGCAGAAGCAGCCCCCUGUGGGUGCUAAGAAGCUCAAGACGGACGGCCCCGAUAUUCGGACUCUCUUCCAGAACGGCAGCCAAGCAAAAAAACCUGUUCCAGAGCAGCCGAGAGUUCCCUUCAGCGGCAAAGGCCACACUCUCGGCGGCGGCGGCAACCGUGCGGGAGACGUAAGUCGCUACUUCCAGCCGAAAAAGGCGGAGGGCGCCACCUCGGGACCGAGCUGCGUCCUCGGAAACCGAGCCACGGCGAACGGCGUCGCGAAUCCCACGUCACAGCAACGGCGAACCAACGUUGGCACGACGCAACGUGGCAACGAGCCGACGUCGUCGUUGCAAAACGGGUCGGCGUCGAAGCCGUGGACCAAUGUCGGAGGCGAUCGACGCGGUUCGAACAAACCGGCGGCGUCGCGCCACGACGAAUCAACUUCCAAGCCAAGAUCCAAGGCCGACGAGGAAGUGGGCGGACCUAAACCAACGUUUGCAUUCGAAAGUUCGACCAACGUUGGCAGCAGGGACCGGAGUCCCGGCAAGCCGACGUUGUUGCUCGGCAGUCCGAUGUCGAAGCUAAGACUCGAGGUGGGGAGCAAUCGACACGGACACGGCACAAAUUCGCCGACCAAGUUGGUGUCCAAGUCGGCGGCGGUGCAGCGGACGCUCGUCGAGAUCUUCGGCGACUCGAACAAAGGGCGAGUCAGCGGUGGCGAGUCGACGGGGGUGAGGAAAGUGAGCAGGAAAUCGAGUUCAGCGAGAAUGAGGCUGCUGAGGGAGCUGAUCAGUUCGGACAGCGACAGCGACUGCGAAGACGUCACGUUUGACGAGUCUGUUGACGUGGUGGAUGUUGUCGCAAAGAAAGCGGUGGACAGCGUUGCAAACAAUGUUGCGAACAAACGCGAGACCAACGUUACGGCAGGCGCUCAAGCUUCUGCGACCAGUGCCGAGUUUGUGGAGUGUCCGGUUUGCGAGUGCUUGGUCGAACAUGGCGCGAUCAACAGGCACCUCGAUUCCGUCUGCCUCGGAGAAGCGUGAUUGGGCGAUUUUUGACCGCAACACUGCUUGUUUUCAUUUUAGGGGAGCAGAAUUUUUAGGCUUCCUUGCGAGAUAUUCGCGAACAGAAAUUUAGUUUCUCGAGUUCUCUUUUUUAACUUCUUAAAACUUUUUGAGUCGAACGUGCAUUUUAAGAGUUUUAGUAUUUUUUUAUGUCUGCACCUUUAGAAUUGUAUCGCAGGAUGCUCAAUAAUCCUAAAGCAGCAAGGCGAACAAAUUUCCUUUGCCUAAAAGAGGAACUUGAACAACAAGUGUUUAUAUAGAAUUUUUUAAAUUUGUAGUUUGUAUGCUGGGUGUUCCACGUAACUUUAGCCAAGGUUUCAAAAUAUUUUGGUGCAUUUUAGGAAGACAAAGCCAAAGGUAUAAGAUUGUGCAUUGUGUUUUGCCCAAUGAAAUCACUAAGAUUAACAUUUAAAAUAUUUUACUUAGAGGAAAAGUUCCAAUGAUAAAGUUGUAGAGCAUCCUGAAAACAUCCAAUUCAGUGGUUAUUAUCAAGAAAUCAAGAAACACAAUUCAUUUUUCUGAGUUUCUAAAACAAAAGCCCGUAAAUUAUAGAAAGAACACGUGGUUGUGCCCUCAUGCACCUUAUAUUGUAGCGCUCUGAAGCAUGGCUCGAGCGAUAUUAGACUACCUGAAAUUAUGAAACGAUGCAUAGCUUAUGCGCAGCCACCAUUAGUUGGUCUCGUCGCUUCCGGCGUGAAGCCCGCGAUUGGUUCCGAGUUAAUGCAAAGCACCAACGCAGCACUCGUGCGGAACGCCACUCGAUCUGAGCACACUCCGAAUGCCGACAAAUCGCUCGUGUCCAGUGCUCGACCAACUGAUGGCAGUUGCACAUAAUGCAUCAUUUCGAAAAAAGUCUAAAGCAAGUAGGGCACUAAUAACCACACUGUACGCAAGAUACGCAACAGCGAGUCGCUUCGUGAGCGCGGCCAACAUCGCGAGCCGAAGGGCUAAUCGAGCCGAGCCAAUGUUUCCGCCUUUCUGUGCAUGCUCCUCCACCGGACUGUCCCACCAAGCGCAGAAAGCGUGCAACGAUGGUGCACUUUUCGCGCCGUUUCAUUGGCAGCUCGGCUGUAACUUCUGCCGCGCUUGGACCUAAAGUGAAACGAAGUGUCGCACGAAUCUGGGCUGUCCAGCGUGCGGGCCUAGUUUUUUCAAGCCACGGCUGGAACCGCUACGGCACAAAACACCCGAGCACAAAGUCGCACAUUUUUUAUUUUGGUCACUCGCAGGCUUUUUUGGGUGCCCAGCAAAACGAAGCGUUGUUAGAUGUUCCUCCAUAAAAAACACUGGAUUGGAUGUUUCUGAGGAUGCUGUACAACUUUAUCUGUGGAACGUUUGCUCUAAAUAGGAUAUUCAGGAAUUUCAGUCAUUAAUCCUAAUUAUUUAUUUAAUUUGGAAAAAUAAAAAAAGAAAUAGCCCGACUCGCUCCAAACAAUGAACAAACUUAUUCCUUUGGUUUCGUCUUCCUGAAAUGCACCAGAAUAAUAUUAAAAUUGGGCUAAAGUUACGUGGAACACCCUUUAUUAAGUUUUAUACGCUUUACAUGUAGCUUUAAAAAUCGUCUCCAGAGUUGCAUUUUUUUUUUUUAAAUUCUGGAUUGAAUUUUUGCGUUUUGUUAGCAGUCGAGCAAAAAUUGCAUUCAAGAGGCAUUUUUACCCCCAAAGCCUUACAAAGUAUGGGGAAGUUGUUUAAUGGUGCACUCACACUUGCAACUUUGCAAGCGGAUCCGCGCCGGCGACGAGCGGAAUUCAAAGCCGGGUGGGGAAAUCCGCUCGUCGUUGGUGAAAAAUCUGGAUCCGUCCGGGCCCAUAUCGAGAUGUUUUGCCAGCACUGAGCCAAUUUAACCAUUCAACCCGAAAAUCCGCUUGCCGCUGGUGCCAAUUUGCUCUCGAAUCCGCAAGUGCAAACGCACUGUAAGGCAUAGGAACACACAUUUAAACGGGGACCAUAGCCGUAGAAGCAGCUUUUGCUUUGCAUUAUUACAAACAAAUAUACAGUGUUGCAAUUCCCCAGGGGUGUUGGUGUGCACUAAGACUACCAUGUUACAAACUGUUGCAUGCAGGAAAUGCAUACUAUACUACUAAUUCCUAUAUUUGUACUUUAAGAACUCUGGAAGUUUCGACAUGCAAUAUAAUAUUGCCCAAGUGAGAACUGUCAUCCUGUAAAAAAACAAUGUCAAACGUGAGCUAUGCUAAUGCCACAACAUUGCCUAUUCUUUUAGUUGUGCUGGCACAAAUGCAUAGUGUUACACAGUACAUUGAGGGCAAAAUAGAGUCUGGAAAAUGUUAUAUAUUGUGAGAUCUGUCCGGUUUUGCAGCUCUGCAUGAAAAUAUUUUGUGCCAAGUGAUAUUUUCCGGUACAAUUUAGGUUUUCACUGCUGGUCCCGACAUUCUCCUUUCCAAAGUCUCGUAAAAGUUUGUUAAAUGCCUCCGUUAAAUGUCGCCGAAAGGCUGCUUGGAUGCUUUUUUGUGUGGCAUGCGCUAGCAUGCUGCCCCUUUUGCAUUUUAUUUAUUGUGACUGCCAAUAAUUUUGGCUGACAUUUUAGUCACUUUCUUCAACCGCUGCUAACCUGGAGUCAGCAGUGUGAAUAAAGCACUUUGUGA